AUGGUACUUUGUUCUCUGUCAGUUCCGUUCAGUGGUCAUAUCACAGGUGGGAUGAGGCCUGGAAAGAAGAUCAUUGUGAUGGGGAUAGUGAAUCCUGAGCCUGACAGCUUUGACAUCAGUCUGGCCUGUGGGUGUGGCACAGUGGAUGAGGCUCCUCCCACUGACGUGGCAUUAGAGCUCUGUGCCAAGUUCGAGGACCUCCAGUUCCUACGUAAGGCCUGUGUUUCGGGCACCUGGGGUGACGCUGAGAAGCUCAUCCCCUACUUCCCCUUCAUCGAGGACCAACCUUUCCGGAUCGAGAUCCAUUGUGAACUACUGCGUUUCCGUGUAUUUGUGGAUGGACACCAGCUCUUUGAUUUUUACCACCGGGUGCAAUCCUUACUGGACAUUGACACAUUAAGGAUUAAUGGUAGUUUAACCAUUACCAAACUCGGAUAGAGGGAAGAAGGACUGUGUAGGAUGCACUUUACAGAAGUGGUGAUGGAACCUUGCCUCCCAUAAUCCUCACCCUUAGCAACAUUGUGGACAUCGACUUGAAAGCAAUGUCUUAGCCUCUUUGAGCCUCAGCUGACAAAAUCGAUUGCAAAGCAAUGUUCUGUCCCUGGAUUUUCUAUAGGAUGUAGCCUACCUAUUUCUGUUAGUCGUGAUUUAUUUUUUGUUUCGUGGUAUUGAGUGCUGUUGGUUUGAGAUGGUCAUGAAAUAAAAAAGCUUCCAGGGUAAAAAGAAAACUUUAAAAGAUCAGAGAUCUUGAGCAAUACAUUUUUUGGUGUUAAUGAAAGCUCUCAGGAGGAAUUACAUACGCACACAUACUGCUCUGAACA
Molecule: messenger RNA, 821 nt
Organism: Oncorhynchus nerka (sockeye salmon)
Lineage: Eukaryota; Metazoa; Chordata; Actinopteri; Salmoniformes; Salmonidae
Product: galectin-related protein A-like
Molecular function (GO): carbohydrate binding
Source: RefSeq, a predicted model, not a curated record